CAGACAGGUGCGCGUGCUGUGAUAUUCAGCACGGUGCCGCUGUUUCCAUACACCGUGCGUGUGACCGAGUCGUGCAGGGGAUCCUUCUGCGUGGCCUCCCUCCGGAAGGCCGAGAGGCAGACCGCACCCUCUGGUCGCGCCGGCCGUGCAUGGCCGACGCGUCCGCGGGCGACCGCCUCUGCGUUUCGCCGUCCGAGCGCAGCGUAGGACAGGAGCAGGUCAGCGUGGGAGGGCAGCGUUGCCCAGAUGCCGCCGCCGCGGCGCGGCUUUCCGCCCUGCGUGGAGCGCAGGUGGUCUGCAAAGGUACUUCCAGCAGGGGCUCCGCUGCACAAUCAUGGCAUUUGUUCAGCGAGCCGUUUCCUCUCUUUCUUUCUUUCUCUCUCUCU
Prorocentrum cordatum is the source of this 386-nucleotide messenger RNA. The record is from the annotation of a GenBank genome assembly. Lineage: Eukaryota; Dinophyceae; Prorocentrales; Prorocentraceae.